CUGCUGCCGCAGCAGAAGAGCGAGCGAUGAAGAACCCGUCAGUUGGUUUGUUAAACCCCGCCGAGCCGCCCGGCCGAGGCGGCGGAGGGUUUCCGGAGGAUCCGGAGACGCAGCGGGACGACGUGCUGGACUUCCUGAAGAAAGAGGUCGGCAGCGACCUCAAGUCCCUGAAGAAUGUCGGCGACCUGCUGGAAAAGCUGAAGGAGGAAAACAGCUACCUGGAGGAACAGGUUCUGACCGUGUCCAGUUCUCUGCCUCCCAAAGUGUCUGCGGCUCUGUCGGCUGCCGAGGCCGCCGUGAGCUCCGUGGAGGACCUUCUGCAGAGGGAGCAGCUCGUCUCCAACAAGCUGGAGCAGCACCUGGAGGACGCCCGGCCGUGGAUGGACAACCUCGGCCAGACGCUCAGCCAAGUGGACACGAUAGAGCAACACGUGAAAUACCUGUGCUGCCUCCAGCACAUCGAGGAGCUCAGUGCUGUGGUCCAGCAGUGUCUGAUGACCAGCAGCGUGUGGGAGGCCAUCAGGGCCGUGGACAAGAUGGCCGCGCUGGACGCCGGACUGAGCCAGUCCAGGUGUUCUCACCUGCAGGACUUCCUCCGAGAGACGCUUCACUUCUGGCACAAGAUCAUCAAAGACCGACUGGCCGGCGACUUUGAGAAGGUGUUGACUCAACUCCACUGGCCGGUCAUCUCGCCUCCCACGCAGUCGCUGACGCCCACGGCCAACGGGCAGGAGGUGGGCAGCCAGCUGGAGCUGCUGGUCACGCAGCUUCUCGCCCUGCAGACGUCCGACGACCUGGUCUCCCAGAGGGCUCUGGCCUCCGGUCAAGUCGCCCCCCCCACCCAGCCCGCUUCUUCAGCCACGCCCCUCUGCCUGCCCAUCCAGAUCAUGCUGCAGCCGCUCGUCAAGAGGUUCAGAUACCACUUCUACGGGAACCGGCAGACCAACUCCCUCGGCAAGCCCGAGUGGUACCUCACACAGGUCCUCAUGUGGAUGGGCAACAGCUCCACCUUCAUGGAGGAGAAGAUCCAGCCGAUCCUAGACCGGGCCGGGGCCCCUAUCGGUGCCAUGGUGGAGCUGUGUCGAGGCCUGCUGUCUGUGGUCAAGGAGAAGGUGGCCAGCGACGCCUCCAGGCUGCUCUACGACGACGUGCUCUUCUGCCACCUGGUGGAGGAGGUGCUGCAGUUUGAGAAGGAGCUGCGGAGCAAGCAGUCGUACCCGGCGGCGCUGCCCGGUCUGCUCCACCUCCUGCUCGAAGACGCAACCCUUCAGAAGUGGCUCACUAUGGAAAAGAAGAUGGCGGUGGAGAAGAUGGACGCCAUGCUGUCGGCCGAGGGAGCGUGGAGCUCUCAGUACAAAGACAUCAGCGACAUGGACGAGCUGAAGGCUCCGGACUGCGCCGAGACCUUCAUGACUCUCCUCCAGGUCAUCACCGAGCGGUACCGGGCCCUGCCCUGUCCUUCUGCACAGCUCAAGUUCCUGGCGCUCCAGAGAGAACUGGUGGACGACUUCCGCAUCCGACUCACCCAGGUGAUGAAGGAGGAGUCUCGCUGCCCGCUCGGGGACCGUUAUUGCGCCAUCCUCAACUCCGUAAACUACAUUUCCACCAUCCUGGCAGACUGGGGAGAAAAUGUGUUCUUCCUGCAGCUGCAGCAGGCGGCGGUGUCCCUGGGCGACGAGGCCGUGCUGGGGGGCCUCGGGGUGACGGAGGUGGGCCGCCUGGCCUCUCUGGAGGACUCGCUGUUCGUGGGCCUGCUGGCGCUGCUGGACCGGCUGAAGGGCGACAUGAUGGGCCGGCUGCUGGAGUGGACCAUGAGAGACGUCACGGAAACGGUCAAACCCUACGGCCAGGACAGGUGGUUGUCUCUGCCGCCCCAGCAGGACCAGUCCACCAUGACCCUGUCCAGCUCGGCGUGUCCCAUGAUGCUGUGUGUGAGAGACAGACUGCUGACCCUCCAGCAGGUCCUGACCUUUGACCUGUUCCAGCUGGCCUGGCAGGGCCUGGCGGAGAGACUCAACAGCCUCCUCUACCAGGACGUGAUCCUGUCCAAUCACUUCAGUGAAGGAGGAGCGGCUCAGCUUCAGUUUGACAUGACCAGAAAUCUGUUUCCUCUGUUCGGUCACUACUGCCAACGGCCGGAGAACUUCUUGAAGCACGUGAAGGAGGCGUGCAUCAUCCUGUGUCUGAACGUGGGCUCUGCUAUCCUGCUGAGGGAUCUCCUCAGGGAGUCCAACGAGGACGGGCCCGAUUGGGCCGGCGCCGAGGCUCCGACCCCGGAGUCGGCGCUGAACGAGCUGGGGGUCUACUGCCUGGCCACCUGCGACGUGCUGAUCCUCCUGAACCUCCGAGCCCCCCGGCCCGGACAGUAACGCCCCCCCGCUGUCUGUCAUCUCGUUUUGUAAAUACAAUAAGUCAGAACGCAUCAGCUCUUCACUCAGCUCUACGUCGUUGUUUGAACUUAUUAUUGUGUUGCACUAAGUUUCAACUCAGUUGCCCGAAAGUAUGACACACAAAAAAAUAUAGAACUGACAAUUUUUCUGUUAAACGGAUUGUUUAAUAAAGGGCAGAUGGUUUCUGCCGAGCAGA
This is a messenger RNA of Pseudoliparis swirei, 2586 nucleotides long. It is a transcript of the gene rint1, whose product is annotated as RAD50 interactor 1. The record is from RefSeq and is a predicted model, not a curated record. The transcript is spliced from 15 exons. Lineage: Eukaryota; Metazoa; Chordata; Actinopteri; Perciformes; Liparidae. Gene Ontology annotation, cellular component: Dsl1/NZR complex. The coding region runs from base 27 to 2369 and encodes 780 amino acids. Gene Ontology annotation, biological process: regulation of ER to Golgi vesicle-mediated transport; retrograde vesicle-mediated transport, Golgi to endoplasmic reticulum; endoplasmic reticulum to Golgi vesicle-mediated transport.